AAUUGGUUGACAGCGGCGCGCCAAACGUCACGUGGUUUCUCUUUUCGCGCGAAACUGCCGCUCUGUAGCGUGCUGUCUGUGUGUGUGUCCGGUGUAUUAAAGCUCUGUAUUCGGAAGACGUUUUGGAAGCUUUUAGUGCACUUUGACAGUAUUUUAACAUGGAUGUAGCCUCAGCGACCGCGGAGAAUGUCGGGGAGAUGGUGAAGGACGAGUUGGCUGAAAAAUGCCAGAAGUUGUUCCAGGCUUUCUUGGAGGAAUUUCAUAGCGGUGACGGGGAGGUGAAGUAUGUCCGGGAGGCCGAGGAGCUGAUCAGGCCCGAAAGGAACACCCUGCUGGUGAGCUUCACAGACCUGGAGGGCUUCAACCAGGAGCUGGCCACCACCAUCCAGGAGGAGUACUACAGAGUGUAUCCCUUCCUCUGUCGGGCAGUGCGCAGCUUCGCUCUGGAUCAUGGGAAUGUUCCUCUCAACAAAGAGUUCUACGUUGCCAUCGAGGAUCUGCCCACCAGACACAAGAUCCGCGAGCUGUCAUCCAUGCGUAUUGGGACCCUGGUGAGGAUCAGUGGCCAGGUGGUGAGGACGCACCCAGUCCACCCUGAACUGGUGAGCGGCAGCUUCCUGUGCAUGGACUGCCAGGCGGUGAUCAAAGACGUCCCCCAGCAGUUCAAAUACUCCCCUCCAACCAUCUGCAGAAACCCCGUCUGCAACAACCGCGCCCGCUUCCACCUUGACACCCACAAGUCCAAGUUCAUUGAUUUCCAGAAGGUGCGCAUCCAGGAGACGCAGGCGGAGCUGCCUCGUGGUUCCAUCCCACGCUCCCUGGAUAUCGUCCUGAGGGCCGAGGCUGUGGAGACGGCUCAGGCCGGAGACCGCUGCGACUUCACUGGGACCCUCAUUGUUGUGCCGGACGUCUCUCAGCUCAGCACUCCUGGUGUGCGAGCAGAGACCAGUACCCGUGUAGCUGGGGGGCCCCAGGGCUUUGAGUCCGAGGGUUUGAGAGGACUGAAAGCCCUUGGAGUCAGAGAGCUGUCAUACAGACUGGCCUUCCUGGCCUGCUACGUGGCCCCAUCCAACCCACGAUUUGGUGGAAAGGAGCUGCGUGAAGAGGAUCAGACUGCAGAAAGCAUCAAGAGCCAGAUGACUGAGAAGGAGUGGGAGAAAGUGUUUGAGAUGAGCCAGGACAAGAACCUGUACCACAACCUGUGCACCAGCCUCUUCCCCACCAUCCACGGCAAUGACGAAGUGAAGCGCGGCAUCCUGCUGAUGUUGUUCGGAGGCGUUCCCAAGACGACCAUGGAGGGAACCUCGCUGAGGGGAGACAUCAAUGUCUGCAUCGUUGGAGACCCGAGUACGGCCAAGAGCCAGUUCCUCAAACACGUGGAGGAGUUCAGUCCCAGAGCGGUGUACACGAGCGGCAAAGCCAGCAGCGCUGCAGGUCUUACAGCUGCUGUGGUCCGAGACGAGGAGUCCCAUGAGUUUGUGAUCGAGGCCGGAGCUCUGAUGCUGGCCGACAACGGUGUAUGUUGCAUUGAUGAGUUUGACAAGAUGGAUGUCAAGGACCAGGUGGCCAUCCAUGAAGCCAUGGAGCAGCAGACCAUCAGCAUCACCAAGGCCGGGGUCAAGGCCACCCUGAACGCUCGCACGUCUAUCCUGGCUGCUGCCAAUCCUGUCAGCGGGCGCUACGACCGCAGCAAGAGUCUGAAGCAGAAUGUAAAUCUGAGCGCCCCCAUCAUGAGCCGUUUCGACCUCUUCUUCAUCCUGGUGGAUGACUGUAAUGAGGUGACAGACUACGCCAUCGCCAGACGCAUCGUGGACCUGCACUCCCGUGUGGAGGAGUCCGUGGACAGACUGUAUUCUCUGGAUGAGAUCCGCAGAUACCUGCUCUUUGCCAGGCAGUUCAAACCUAAGAUUUCCACUGACUCAGAAGAGUUCAUCGUCGAGCAGUACAAACGUCUCCGUCAGCGUGAUGGCUCUGGGGGCGUGUCCAAGUCUGCUUGGAGGAUAACAGUGCGACAGCUGGAGAGCAUGAUCCGCCUGUCAGAGGCCAUGGCACGUAUGCACUGCUGUGAUGAGGUGCAGCCCAAACAUGUGAAGGAAGCGUUCCGUCUUCUGAACAAAUCAAUCAUCCGAGUGGAGACACCUGACAUCAACCUGGAGCAGGAGGAUGAACUGGAGGAGGAGGAGGAGGAGCAGCGGCAAGAGGAAGGAGGCAACAUUCCUAACGGAGUGAACGGUGUUGACAGCCACGGGGAUGGUAUUAAUGGCCAUGUGAAUGGUAUUGACAGCCACGCUGAGCCUGGCAGGCAGCCCAAGCCGUCUCUCCGCCUGUCUUUCGCCGAAUACAAACGGUUGUCCAACUUGCUGGUGCUGCAUCUGCGGAAAGCAGAGGAGGCUGAGGAAGAGGAGGAGCUGAAGAAAAGCGUGGUGGUGAACUGGUAUCUGAAGGAGAUUGAGUCAGAGAUCGACUCUGAGGAGGAGCUUGUCAAUAAGAAGGGGCUGAUAGAGAAGGUCAUCCACAGGCUGGUUCACUAUGACCACAUCCUCAUCGAGCUGUCCCAGGGUGGACUGAAGGGCUCAGAGUCUGCCGGCUCAGAAGAAGAAGCUGUUCUAGUUGUUAACCCCAACUACAUCCUGGAAGAUUAAACUCCUCCCUUCAUCCCGCUGUUCCAUUCUGUGACUUUUGAUAUUAAACUGUGUUUAUGAAUGCUCAUAUGUAACACGUACAUAAUAGAGGCACUGAAGAUGUUAGUAGAGUUGUUUAUCAUCUCUGCUGUGCAAAGGUUAGAUUCUGGAUCCUUAAAAAAAAAAAAAAAAAAAAAAGGUAUUUUCUUUGUCAGAUUGACUUGUGUAAAUAUGCUACUUUAUUUGUUCCAGUUGUUUGCUGGUAUCUGUCUAUUUGAAGUUGAGGAAAGUGCCCUGAAUUGUAAGUAACUAUAAGUAAUAAUAAUAGUAAGUAAUUAUAAGUAACUGUAUAUUAGAGGCAUACGCUUAAGCUUACCUCCAAGUUGGUUGCAGGUUAUUUUGCAUGUCAUUUUGUAAAAUUAUGAAAUGGAGUGAAUAAAAGUGUUGGUUUCAUAAAUAAAAGUGUUGGCAUAAAGA
Molecule: messenger RNA, 3098 nt
Organism: Monopterus albus (swamp eel)
Lineage: Eukaryota; Metazoa; Chordata; Actinopteri; Synbranchiformes; Synbranchidae
Gene: mcm6
Product: minichromosome maintenance complex component 6
Exons: 18
Coding region: 159-2642 (827 amino acids)
Biological process (GO): double-strand break repair via break-induced replication; DNA replication initiation; mitotic DNA replication
Cellular component (GO): nucleus; MCM complex
Molecular function (GO): single-stranded DNA binding; single-stranded 3'-5' DNA helicase activity; ATP binding
Source: RefSeq, a predicted model, not a curated record